AUGGAUACCAAAAUCCGAAUCGAAAAUGUCGAUUACUAUCUUCGUGAUGCGAAUUUGAAUGCAACCCCUGUCUCGGACUGCGGAAUCUAUCCCAAAGAACUCAACGGUUACAUGGAAUAUCUGGAACACAGCAUCCGAAAACUUCCAUUGUGCAAACUCAAUAUCAAACUUCCGAUACUCAAAUCGAAGGAACUGAAAAUGGAAUCUCUUAUCGACUAUAUCAAUCAAAAAGGCUGGGUUGGUGGAGUUGUGCCAGAUUUCGUAACCACGAAGGAUCUUUUGAAAUCUGUCGCUUCUUUGGAAACUCAUUUGAUUCAUGUUUGUCGUGUCGGAGGCGUCUUUUUCGUGUUGAAAGUUGACAAGGAGGAUCCAAUCAAAUCAAGUCAUAAGGUUAUUUUUAAUCACUUUAUGACCAAGAAAUCGGGAAAUGACGUUGUUAUGAAUGACGGAUCUGCUUACAAAGGAGUUUUCAACGCAACUAUUCUGAAUGGAGAAAAGAAAAUGUUCAAUAUUUUAUAUUCUGGAGAAGUUGAUGCAGUCAAACGGACUCCUAAUGGAAAUCUUCGUCAUUAUGAAAUGGAUGUGACCUACGGAGGACCAGAAAAUGAUUUCUUUUGGAUUGAGAACAGUUGUCGGCUAUUCUGGAAAUCAUUUUUCGGAGGAUCUCCUACUCUAAUUAUCGGUUCGAGAACUGGCGAGACUGCAUAUAAGAAGAGCCGAUUCUUGACAUAUCCGAAACAUUCCGUUUAUGAGAUAAAACAAAUCAUUCGUGAUGAAAUGCCUUCAGAAGUCUCAUUCCCAGAUAGACGUCCCCUUUGGACUGUUUCCGAUGGAAAGAAGAAUCUUCACAACUUCCUUCAAUUAGUCAAAACCAACGUGAAGAGGAGUGGUGACUGUUAUGUUUUCUCCAGAGUUCCUGGAAGUCUCAAAUGGAAUUUCAAACGGGAUGACGUGGCAAUCGCUGAAUUUCGGGAUUUGAUCCGUAAAAAUAUACCAUCCAUUUAA
Molecule: messenger RNA, 1005 nt
Organism: Caenorhabditis remanei
Lineage: Eukaryota; Metazoa; Nematoda; Chromadorea; Rhabditida; Rhabditidae
Exons: 3
Coding region: 1-1005 (334 amino acids)
Biological process (GO): NAD-cap decapping; nuclear-transcribed mRNA catabolic process
Cellular component (GO): cytosol; nucleus
Molecular function (GO): mRNA 5'-diphosphatase activity
Source: RefSeq, a predicted model, not a curated record